GGCUCUGUGCUCGGUUGGUUAUGAGGCUUGUGACGUGUUCGACGCUACGUCAUUGUGGGCUGCAGCUUUACGUUACGGUGUGGACGUGAGACGUUAAGAAAGCGAAAUUAAUAAGUCAGAAAGAGCAGCCGACCAGCAACAUUCUUACGCUCUUUUCAGGAAGAUGGAUUCAAAGGACGAUAUGCGCACCGAGCCCUGCAGCAGCCCUGUUUUUGUGCACAACCCACACCUGGAUGCACUGAAAGAUGACAUCCUCUACCACUUCAGUUUAGGAACCGGAACUCACAACCUCCCAGCUAUGUUUGGUGAUGUCAAAUUUGUGUGUGUUGGGGGCAGUCCCUGGAGAAUGAAAUCAUUCAUUGAGUACAUUGCUGCUGAGCUCAGUAUGGAAGACCCCAAAUCAGAGUACCCAAAUAUAUGUGCUGGAACGGACCGCUAUGCAAUGUACAAAGUUGGCCCUGUGCUCUCUGUCAGUCAUGGUAUGGGCAUCCCAUCUAUUGCCAUAAUGUUGCAUGAGCUAAUAAAGCUCCUCCAUCACGCACAUUGCACCGAUGUUACAAUUAUACGCAUUGGGACAUCAGGUGGAAUAGGGCUUGAGCCUGGGACUGUUGUUGUCACCAAGCAGUCUGUGGAUGCCACCUUCCUUCCCAAGUUUGAGCAGGUGAUACUGGGGAAGACGGUGGUGCGCAAUACUGAUCUGGACCAAAGCCUGGCUGAGGAGCUUCUGCAAUGCAGCAAGGAACUGAACCAGUUUGAGACCGUGAUUGGCAACACAAUGUGUACACUGGAUUUCUAUGAAGGGCAAGCCCGUUUGGAUGGUGCUUUCUGCUCCUACACUGAGAAGGAUAAACAGGACUUCCUCAAUAAAGCCAGUGAUGCAGGAGUCUGCAAUAUUGAAAUGGAGUCAUCUGUUUUUGCUGCUAUGUGCAAGCUGAGUGGUCUGCGAGCGGCUGUGGUUUGUGUGACUUUACUGAAUCGGCUGAAGGGGGAUCAGCUGAGCAGCUCUCAUGAAGUUCUUCACAGUUACCAACAACGUCCUCAGAUGCUGGUUGGCCACUACAUUAAGAAGCAACUGAAAACCAAAGCAGCACGUCGCUAAGUGCAACCAGUUAUUACACUUGUCUGCAAGCAUACUUCAAAUUCUGGGUAUCUCUUAAACACUGAAAAUGUGUACAAUGCAAUAAGUCAAGCUUUAAACAUUUUUUAUUCAUUCUUUCUUGCUCAUGAUUAGCCAUACCUUUUUAAUAUGUCCAGAAGAUUCACUGAAAUUUUAAGUGAUGCACUGCCUUCUAUUUAUCCUGUGACACUUAUUUAGUUGAUUGAUUUCACUGUCAUUAUAAACCGGCAUGCACUAUUUCACUUUUGUUUCCUCUUGUAUUUAACUUAAAUACAAUUUAACUGAGUAUUAAAUGUUAUGUAGCCGUCUGUAUGUCUUA
Messenger RNA from Micropterus dolomieu (smallmouth bass), 1436 nucleotides. RefSeq names its product uridine phosphorylase 1 (gene upp1). The transcript is spliced from 8 exons. Gene Ontology annotation, cellular component: cytosol; cytoplasm. The record is from RefSeq and is a predicted model, not a curated record. Bases 164 to 1099 code for a protein of 311 amino acids. Gene Ontology annotation, biological process: nucleotide catabolic process; uridine catabolic process. NCBI's taxonomy places the organism in Eukaryota, Metazoa, Chordata, Actinopteri, Centrarchiformes, Centrarchidae. Gene Ontology annotation, molecular function: uridine phosphorylase activity.